Molecule: messenger RNA, 6286 nt
Organism: Trematomus bernacchii (emerald rockcod)
Lineage: Eukaryota; Metazoa; Chordata; Actinopteri; Perciformes; Nototheniidae
Product: unconventional myosin-X-like
Biological process (GO): signal transduction
Cellular component (GO): myosin complex; cytoskeleton
Molecular function (GO): ATP binding; cytoskeletal motor activity; protein binding
Source: RefSeq, a predicted model, not a curated record
AUGCAGCAGCGAUCCGAUUGGUCGAUGCAGAGCGAGGCGGUGGACUCCAGAGACUCCAUGGCCAUGGCUCUUUACUCGCAGUGUUUCAACUGGAUCAUCCGCAAGCUCAACACCCGCAUCCGAGGACGAGAGGACUUCAAGUCCAUCAGCAUCCUCGACAUCUUCGGCUUCGAGAACUUUGAGGUGAACCGCUUCGAGCAGUUCAACAUCAACUAUGCAAACGAGAAGCUGCAGGAAUAUUUCAACAAGCACAUUUUCUCCCUGGAGCAGCUCGAGUACAACAAGGAAGGUCUGGUUUGGGUGGACAUCAACUGGAUGGAUAACGGAGAGUGUCUGGAUCUCAUCGAGAAGAAACUGGGCGUCCUGGCGCUGAUGAACGAGGAGAGUCACUUCCCCAAAGCCACAGACUGCACUUUACUGGAGAAGCUGCACAGUCAGCACUCGAAAAACUCCUUCUACGUGAAGCCUCGAGUGGCCGUGCACAACUUUGGAGUCCGGCACUACGCAGGAGAGGUGCUGUAUGAUGUUCGGGGGAUGCUGGAGAAGAACAGAGACACUUUCAGAGAUGACAUCCUCAACCUGCUGAGAGAGAGCAGGUUGGACUUUGUGUACGACCUGUUUGAACACGUGCUGAGCAGAAACAAACAGGACACUCUGAAGAGCAGCAACAAGCACCGCCGGCAACCACGAACAAACAUUUAAUUUGUUUCAGGCCAUCUGCACUCCCUGAUGGCCACACUGAGCACCAUCCACCCCUACUUCAUCAGAUGCAUCAAACCAAACAAACACAAGAUGCCUGACCAGUUCGACCAGACGUUGGUUCUGAACCAGCUCAGGUACUCCGGCAUGUUGGAGACGGUGAAGAUCCGACGCACCGGCUUCCCGAUCCGGAGACCGUUCGAGGACUUCUGCUCCAGGUAUAAGGUGUUGAUGCGGGGGGUGGCGGUGCAGGAAGACCCUCGGGUGGGCUGCGUUCAGCUGCUUCAGAUCUACGACAGCAGCUCUGCUGAGUGGCAGCUGGGGAAAACCAAGGUGUUUCUCCGGGAGUCUCUUGAGCACCGCCUGGAGAAGCAGAGAGAGAUGGAGGUGCUGAGAGCCGCCAUGAUCAUCCAGGCUCACGUCACAGGAUACAUCGCCAGGAAGCAGUACAGGAAGCUGCUGCAGUGCAUUGUGGUCAUUCAGAAGAACUACCGGGCGUUUUACUGGAGGAGGAAGUUCCUGUUGCUUCGCUGGGCCACGCUCACCUUCCAGAAACGAGUCCGAGGCCAAAGAGCUCGCCGGGCCUUCAGCCAGCUGCUGGAGGAGAGGAAGAGGAGGGAGGAGGAGGAAAAGGAGAGGAAGAGGAGGGAGGAGGAGGAAGAGCUCUGCAGGAGGAGGGAGGAAGAGAUGGAGAGGGAGAGGCAGAGGAUGGAGGCUGAGAGACUCGCCGCAGAGGCUGAGGAGAUCAGACGACUUCAGGAGCUUCAGCUGGAGGAGAAGUUGGCCUCUUUGGCUCUUCUUCAGUCUGCAAUAGCAGCUGAAACACCACCCAGAACGGAGGGUGAGAUGGAGUCAGGAGAAACUGGAGAGGAUGCAUCCAAUCAGGAGGAGGUGAUCCGUCCUCACGAGGCCAAUCAGGUGGAGGAGAUCCUGCGCCUAGAGCGGGAAAUCCAGUCCCUCCAGAGGCAGAAGGAGCGUCAGGAACUCUCUCUGACCGAAGCUUCGUUAAACCGCCUUCAGCUUCUCCGGGAUCAGGAGCUCCGGCGCCUGGAGGACGAAGCGUGCAAGGCGGCGCAGCAGUUCCUCGACUCGCUGAACUUCGACGAGAUCGACGAGUGCGUGAGGAACAUCGAGAGCUCCUUGGGAGUGGAGGAAGAAGAGGAGAAGGAGGGUGGACGGAGGAGGAGAGGCGACGAGGAAGAGGUGGACGAAGGGUUUGGAGCGGACGAUGACGCGUUCAAAGACUCGCCGAACCCGAGUGAACACGGCCAUUCGGACGGACAGCGGACAAGCGGGAUUCGAACGAGCGACGACUCGUCUGAAGAAGACCCGUACGCCAAUGAUGGAGUAACCCCUCCACUUCCACCAACCCCUCUGCUUCACCCAGCGCUGCCUUUACUUCCAGUGCCUCCCAGUGCUUCAUCCAGCGGGGACUCAGCCUUCUGCCACCCCAAAGCUUCGUCCGAGGCGCAGUCAGAAGAUCUGGUGGAGCUCAUUCCUCCGGACGAGGACUCGGAUUACGACCAGGACGACUACGAUGAAGGCGCCAUUGUUUCCAGUGGCAGCGUGGCCUUCUCAAACCCUCGCAGUGGGCAGUGGUCUCCGGACUACCGAGGGUCUGUCGGCACCUACAACAGCUCAGGGGCGUAUCGCUUCAGCUCGGACGGGGCUCAGUCCUCGUUUGAGGACAGCGAAGACGACUUUGACAGGUUCGACACCGAUGACGAGCUUUCGUAUCGACGGGACUCCGUCUACAGCUGCGUCACGCUGCCGUACUUCCACAGCUUCCUCUUCAUCAAAGGCGGCCUGAUCAACACGUGGAAGAGGCGCUGGUGUGUUUUGAAGGACGAGACGUUCCUCUGGUUCAGGGCGAAGCAGGAGGCUCUGAAGCAGGGAUGGCUUCACAAGAAGGGCGGCGGCUCGUCCACGCUGUCCCGGAGGAACUGGAAGAAGCGCUGGUUCGUUCUGAGACAGAGCAAACUCAUGUACUUCGAGAACGACGGAGAGGAGAAGAUGAAGGGCGUGCUGGACAUGCGCGACGCCAAAGAGAUCAUCGACAACACGGGUAAGGAGAACGGGAUCAACAUCGUGAUGCCAGAGAGGACCUUCCAGCUGAUCGCAGAAACUCCAGAGGACGCCAGCCAGUGGUACAGCGUGCUGAGUCAGGUGCACGGCUCCACAGAGCAGGAGAUCAGAGAGAUGCACGACGAGCAGGCCAACCCCCAGAACGCUGUGGGCACGCUGGACGUCGGGAUGAUCGACUCAGUGUGUGCGUCAGAUAAUCCAGAGAGACCGAACUCCUUCGUGAUGAUCACAGCGAACCGCGUGCUGCACUGUAACGCCGACACGCCGGAGGAGAUGCACCACUGGAUCACUCUGCUGCAGAGAUCCAAGGGAGACACCAGGGUGGACGGCCAGGAGUUCAUCAUCAGAGGCUGGCUGCACAAAGAGAUGAGGAACAGCAGCAGAGCGUCUCUGAAGCUGAAGAAGCGCUGGUUCCUGCUCACACACAACUCCCUGGACUACUACAAGAGCUCGGAGCGCAACGCCCUGAAGCUGGGAACGCUGGUUCUGAACAGCCUGUGCUCCGUGGUGCCGCCCGACGACAAGCUCUUCAAAGAGACCGGAUACUGGAGUGUGAUCGUGUACGGCCGUAAACACUCGUACCGUCUGUACUCCAAGCUUCUGAACGAGGCCACGCGCUGGGCCAACUCCAUCCAGAACGUCAUCGACACCAAAGCCCCGAUCGACACGCCCACGCAGCAGCUCAUCCUGGACAUCAAGGAGAACUGUCUGAACUCUGAGGUGGUGGAUCAGGUCUACAAGAGGAACCCCAUCCUGCGCUUCAGCCUCCACCCUCUGCACACGCCCCUGCUGCCGCUGCCCUACGGAGACAUUCACAUUCACCACUCAGCUCUGAGGAGCUACACCACCCUGCAGGAGGAGGCUCUGAAGGUGUUCGGCUCCCUGCAGCACCUGGAGGGCGUGUCGGACCCGGUGCCGCUGAUCCAGGGUCUGCUGCAGACGGGCCAGGAUCUGAAGCCUCUGAGGGACGAGCUGUACUGCCAGCUGAUGAAACAGACCACCCGCCCCCCCGAGCCCGGCAGCCCCGGGAACAUCUGCAGCUGGAAGAUCCUCGCCUGCAUGUCCUGCACCUUCCUGCCCUCCAGGAGCGUCCUGAGAUACCUCAAGUUCCACCUCAAGAGGUCUCGAGAGCUCCUCCCCGGAUCGGAGAUGGAUCGUUACGCCGCCUUCGCCCUGGACUCCCUGAGGAAGACUCGCGGUCGGGAGAACGUCCCGUCGCAGGAGGAGAUCCGAGCCAUCGUGGCCCGGCAGGACAUGAGCACCACGGUCCACUGCCAUGGAGGAGGAUCCUGCAAGAUCACCAUCAACUCACACACCACCGCUGGAGAGGUGGUGGAGAAGCUGAUCCGAGGCCUGGCGAUGGAGGACAGCAGGAACAUGUUCGCUCUGUUCGAACACAACGACUCCACGGAGAAAGCCAUCGAGAGCCGCAUGGUGGUGGCCGACGUGCUCGCCAAGUUUGAAAAACUUUCAGCGAGUCCGGACGAGAGCAACACCGGCUGGAAGUUUUACUUCAAGCUUUACUGCUUCCUGGACACGGAGAAUGUUCCCAAAGACAGCGUGGAGUUCGCCUUCAUGUUUGAACAGGCUCAUGAGGCUGUGAUCCGGGGUCGGUAUCCGGGCCCCGAGGAAACCCUUCAGUUCCUGGCGGCCCUCAGGCUCCAGUACCUCCAGGGGGAUCACAACCCCCAGGUCAAAAUCCCCGAAAUGUCCCUGGUGUUCCCCAUGUCUCGGUUGCGGGCCCGUGUGCAAAACUCAGCCAAAACGUUCGCUCCGAGCUCCGUCAGCAGCGGCGGCGGCGGCGGCUCUUUAUCCGAACGCUCGGGAACGUCGGAGAGGAAACGCUCGAGCUUCCUGGAGGGAACGCUGAGGAGGAGCUUCCGGAGCGGAUCGCUGAGUCGGCAGAAACUGGAGGAGGAGAACAGCCUGGAGGCGUGGAUGAGGGAGGAGGCGGCGGCCGUGAAGACCUGCGUGAUGGACAAGUGGAGGAAGCUGCAGGGCAUGAACCAGGGACAGGCCAUGGUCAAAUACAUGGCGGUGGCCAAGGAGUGGCAGGGAUACGGAUCCACGCUGUUCAACGUGGAGUGCCGUGACGGGUCGUUCCCCUCGGAGCUGUGGCUGGGCGUGAGUCGGGAGGCGAUCUCUGUGUAUAAGAGAGGAGAGCCGUGGCCUCUGGAGGUUUUCCCGUACGAGCAGAUCCUCUCUUUCGGAGCUCCGCUGGCCAGCGCCUACAAGAUCACUGUGGAGGGCCGAGAGCUGGUGUUCGACACGCAAAUGGUCAUGGACAUUGCCAAGUUGAUGAAGGCCUACAUCAGCAUGAUCGUGAAGAAGCGCUACAGCAACUGUCAGUCGGUCAGCAGCCACGGCAGCCAGUGCAGCGCCUGGUGAACUCCGACCACCAUCUUUGAAAUCUCAAGACUGACUCUGAAUGCUGGAGACAAACCACAAUGCUCUUAACGAUAAUUAGCUAAAGUUAUGAUUUUGUCUGGUUUCAUUCCAAAACGUUACACAUCCACACCUGAGAGAUCAGAGCCUUAAACAGAGUUAGCAACCAUUUCAAGCUGGUUUUCUUUGGUUGCUAACUUCUUUUUUAAACCUUCGUAAUGCUGACAAACAAGUUAAGUUGAGUCGUGUAACCAGGAAUGAGUCCUAAAACCAGGGAAUGAGUUAGCAUUUUACCACUUCCUGUGCCCUCACCUGGAAGUCAAUGGUUUUCUGAAUGUGUUUUUGGUUGUUAUCCUGAAAUAGGGUCUGUGGUUAAGCUGAAGAGAUUUUUGUUCUACGACAUAAAAUACGUCACUGGUGGAUUUUAAAAUGGCGGUGUCUAAAUGAGACGACUAAACGUCAUCACGCCGAACAUUAGCCUCCUUUAGCUUAGCGGUGGUGACGUGAAGUCAUGUGACCGUGCUGUAGUUCCUUUAUAGCCCAACAUUAGCCUCCUUUAGCUUAGCGGUGGUCAAGUGAAGUCAUGUGACCGUGCUGUAGUUCCUUUAUAGCCCAACAUUAGACUUGAACGUUAUUAUUGGUGGUAAAUAUUGACAAUCUGACCACAAUAUCCUUAUUUCAAAGAUAAGUAGCAUUUAUUACAGUAAUUAAUUUGAUUCCUGAAGCUACGAAGGACUCAAACACUCGGCUCGUUAUCUAAAGUUCUGGGUCUAAGAUAACGCAACAUUGGGUUCAAGAGCGAUACCAAAAAAUAAGGCAAUUGUAAAAAGUACAUGACGGGAAUAACCUAUCAAAACUGUUCCUGGGAUUCUGCAGUAGCUGAAUAAGAUAGUAAAACAAAUUCCACUUUUGUCAGACCAAAGAAAACCAUCUGAGGGUUUCACACAACCGUAUCAUCCUCUCGUGAUUUACUCUAGAUGUGUGGAUGUGUCUUGUUUUGGAAAAAAGGACGCUCAUUUCUCCUGAUGCUAAUGUGCUGCGGCACUGCAAGGACUGUUGUUGCAGGAUGGUGCUUUGUGUUACUGUGUGUGUGUGUGUGUGUGUGUGUGUGUGUGUG